GCUUCGCCUCCCGCCGGGGCCGUGAAGAUGGCGCGCUUCGCCCUGACCGUUGUCCGGCAUGGAGAAACAAGAUUUAACAAGGAGAAAAUACUUCAAGGACAAGGAGUAGAUGAACCUCUUUCAGAAACUGGAGUUAAACAAGCAGCAGCUACUGGUGUAUUUCUGAAUAAUGUAAAGUUUACUCAUGCCUUCUCCAGUGAUCUUAUCAGGACACAGCAGACCAUGCAUGGGAUUUUGGAGAAAAGCAAAUUUUGCAAAGAUAUGACAGUAAAUUAUGAUUCAAGACUUCGAGAAAGGAAAUAUGGGGUUGCAGAAGGCAAGCCUCUAAGUGAGCUAAGGGCAAUGGCCAAAGCAGCUGGGGAAGAAAUUCCUGUCUUUACACCACCAGGAGCAGAGACAUUAGACCAGGUGAAAAUGCGUGGAAAAGAUUUUUUUGAAUUUCUUUGUCAACGAAUCCUGAAAGAAGUAGGUCUAAAAGAACAUUUUUCUCAAGGAGCUCCAAGCAAAUGUCUGGAGACUUCUUUGGCAGAAAUAUUUCCUUUAGGAAAAAACUGUGGCUCUGAAUUUAAUUCAGACAGCGGCACUCCAGGAUUAGUAGCGAGCGUCUUAGUUGUGAGUCAUGGUGCUUACAUGAAAAGCCUGUUUGGUUAUUUUCUGACUGACCUUAAGUGUUCCUUACCAGCAACUCUGAGCAAAUCCGAACUUAUGUCAGUUAGUCCCAACACAGGGAUUAGUCUCUUUAUCAUAAACUUCGAGGAAGGAAGCAAAGUUUUACCAAAAAUUCAGUGUAUUUGUAUGAACCUACAGGAUCAUCUACAUGGAGUGACUGAAACUGGCUAAGUUUAAAUCUACAUCGAAAUCUAACAAUUUCGAGCCUCUG
This is a messenger RNA of Galeopterus variegatus (Sunda flying lemur), 880 nucleotides long. It is a transcript of the gene TIGAR, whose product is annotated as chromosome unknown open reading frame, human C12orf5. Gene Ontology annotation, biological process: regulation of pentose-phosphate shunt; negative regulation of glycolytic process; negative regulation of programmed cell death. The record is from RefSeq and is a predicted model, not a curated record. The transcript is spliced from 6 exons. Gene Ontology annotation, molecular function: fructose-2,6-bisphosphate 2-phosphatase activity. Lineage: Eukaryota; Metazoa; Chordata; Mammalia; Dermoptera; Cynocephalidae. The coding region runs from base 28 to 840 and encodes 270 amino acids. Gene Ontology annotation, cellular component: cytosol.